Molecule: messenger RNA, 686 nt
Organism: Paramecium primaurelia
Lineage: Eukaryota; Ciliophora; Oligohymenophorea; Peniculida; Parameciidae
Source: the annotation of a GenBank genome assembly
AUGAUCAAAGAAAAUCAAACACCCAUUAAUAAGGAGGAAUUGAAAAAAUUAAAUCAAAUUUUAUAAUAGCUUAUAGAUUCAAAUGAUAGUUUAGAAUUUCGAUAACCUGUUGAUCAUAAAACACUAGGUUUGCAUGAUUAUUUAAGUGUAAUUAAAAAACCUAUGGAUUUGGGUACUUGUUAGAAAAAAUUAUAAAAUUCAGAGUAUAAAUGUGUAGAAGAAUGUUUAAAUGAUAUCUAAUAAAUAUGGGAUAAUUGCAAGUUGUAUAAUGGUCCUUCAAGUGUAAGUAUAUAUUCUUAUUUUAGUGGAUUACUAAACUAUCUGAGAAAUUAGAAAAAUCCUUUAAAAAAUAUGUGAAAAAUUAUCUUCCAUUAAUUAAUAUACCUUAAAGUUCAAUAAAAGUUAAAAAGGUUACUGAAGAAGUAGUUUAAGAAGAAACUCAAUAAACAAUAUCACAUAAUGAGAAAGUUGAGUUCUCAAACAAUCUGAAAUAAUUAAAUCCUGAUUAAAUAGGUGCUUUAGUUAAGAUCAUUUAGACUAGUAGUCCAAGUGCCUUUGUUGAAGUUAACAAAGAGAGAUUCUAAAUUAUCAUAGAUAAUAUUGAUUUUGAUACUUUUACAAAAUGUUAGAAUUAAAUUUAAUCUUGGAUGAAUGGAGAGGAAAUAAAUAAGAAGGUGAAAAUAUGA